Cryptotermes secundus is the source of this 2361-nucleotide messenger RNA. RefSeq names its product calcium release-activated calcium channel protein 1 (gene Orai). Gene Ontology annotation, molecular function: store-operated calcium channel activity. Gene Ontology annotation, biological process: store-operated calcium entry. Lineage: Eukaryota; Metazoa; Arthropoda; Insecta; Blattodea; Kalotermitidae. The transcript has 4 exons. The record is from RefSeq and is a predicted model, not a curated record. Gene Ontology annotation, cellular component: membrane. The coding region runs from base 617 to 1375 and encodes 252 amino acids.
ACCAGACUACACGGCAUUGUAUCCCAGAAGAUAGAUCAUUUCAAGAGCCACUGCUCAGCGAACCUCAAAUUCUACAUAACCGAACGAGCACUUGCGUCGACUUGGCCGUGAAGGCCGUUUGAACGCCUUGAACACAUGCAGAAUGAAAAUAAUUGCAGGUGGUCGGUAACGUUGGUAAUGUAUCAUAGCAAGCAGCUCGUCUUUAGGCAAAGUGAACGAACCUUCAGUGGCGAAAGUACGUGGAGACAUAUUAUUUUAGAAAUUAAAAAGGACAUUUCUGGGAAGGUAUACAUUGGGGUUGAAGUGUGAUGUGCGUUUUCAUAAGGUGUAAGACAUUUUACGUGUCCAUGUACAGUAAUAUUUUACGUUAGGAGAGGAGAACAUACAGUGCACAGUGCCUUGUAAGUUGAAUAUUCGAGUGACUAUGCAUCUUCUGGCUUUGUAAGAAUUUUACAGAACACUGAGCAAAAAGUACUCUUAGAAUGGCCUUAACCGCUACCUCCAAGUGACCUUACACUAACCAACAGAGCAGUGUGAAAUACGUGAAAGAAGCACUUCAGUGACGAGUUUCUCUUGGGUAUUUGGGAGUGGAGUGAUUUGGAGCGUUUGAUUUCCCAUGUCUGAGUUGUCAAGUAGUUCAGGACACCGUACAGUGUGCUUUACAGGUUGUUCUUCGCAGUACAUUGGAAACGACUGUCAUUGGAAUAGAAGACCUACACAGGAGAAGAUGUCGCAAUCAGGUGAUGGCCUCCAUACUCCUGGCUACCUUUCUUGGAGAAAGCUUCAGCUGAGCAGAGCAAAGCUAAAGGCAUCUAGUAAAACUUCUGCUCUUCUUUCAGGUUUUGCUAUGGUGGCUAUGGUUGAAGUACAGCUUAGCGAACAGUCAAGUGUACCUCAGGAGAUGUUGAUUGCAUUUGCAAUCUGCACAACUCUGCUAGUGGCAGUACAUAUGCUGGCACUCAUGAUCAGUACGUGUAUCUUGCCAAAUAUUGAUGCUGUAUGCAAUCUCCAUUCCAUCAGUCUUGUACAUGAAUCUCCACAUGAACGUCUGCAUUGGUAUAUUGAGACUGCAUGGGCAUUUUCAACACUGCUGGGAUUGCUUUUGUUCCUGUGUGAGAUAGCAAUUCUCUGUUGGGUAAAAUUUUAUGACUUCUCACCCUAUGCAGCAUGGUCUGCAUGCAUUGUUCUCAUUCCUGUCCUCAUUGUCUUCUUGGCAUUUGCUGUCCAUUUCUAUCGUUCACUAGUAACGCACAAAUAUGAGGUGACAGUGUCAGGUAUUCGUGAAUUGGAGCUGCUCAAAGAACAGAUAGAAGCAGGAGAUGCAGAAGGGCGUGCUAAUGGUGUAGGACUCUUUUCAAAUACUCAAAUUGUGUAGCUUGUGUUUCAAAUGCUGUGUGGAAGAAGGGCAUCAGUAUUGGCUUCUGAUGGACAUAUGCUGCAGCUGGUUGCUCAGAAGACUUCAAAUAAAACAGAAGAGAUUUAAUGAAGGGAAUGCAGCUAUAAUAUUAUAAAAAUAUGGAAGCAAGGUUUCUUUUCCCAUAACCAAUUGAAGACUACUUUGCAAGCAUAUCGCAUGAUAUGAGACAUCAGAAAUGAGUCACACAACUCAGAUGUUUUAUAUAGCAUGCAUGUUUUACAGAGUUACUUAUUUUAUAAUAGGUCUUGUUCUCAUAAGUGCUUAGCAUUAAACUUUGUACACUGAAAAACAUGGUUCCUAUGUGUCACCUGAGGUUUUGCCUUGUUAAAAUAUUCAGCACACCAACUGAAAUGUGAAGGGUGUAAGUUGUCCAUGACGGAAAAAGGUUGUAUAUAAAUUAGUUUAAUUGAAAAUACAUAAUUAAUCUCUCUUAAAUUCCUAAUAACUUAAUAAAUAUACAGGGACAUGUGAAAAUGCAGGCUUCACAUCUCACGUGGAGUUCUUCACUUGUCUCAGAAGAGUGCUGUGUAGCAGAUUUUUCACUCAGACAUGACAGAUAUAACAAGUUUUCCAUUCCUGUAAUCUAUGUUAGUUUGUGAUAGGCUAUUUACAUCACAUACAACGUGACUGCAACAUUUCAAUAUAUUGAUAUUAAUGAUGCCAUCCAUAAUGAGACUAAUUUCUUGUUGCAAGAUGGAGGACAAACUAUACAGUAUCACUUUAUACAUAAAUAGGUGGAAUUGGCAUUGAUGUGCUUUCAUAAUUUUAUAUUAAGCUCAAUUAUAAUUUACUGAGAGUAAAAUCAAUUGAUGUAAUCCACUACAUGAUAAGGAAGUGGAGGAGAAUUAUAGCAUAUGCAAAUACAAGGGUUAAAAAUUUAAAAUGUCAUUAAUCAAAACAUAAAUAUUUAAUUAUAAAUAAUUUUCCUGGGGAGUAAAGAGCGG